Solanum lycopersicum (tomato) is the source of this 2164-nucleotide messenger RNA. Its product is annotated as COBRA-like protein 4. Gene Ontology annotation, biological process: cellulose microfibril organization; plant-type cell wall cellulose biosynthetic process. Lineage: Eukaryota; Viridiplantae; Streptophyta; Magnoliopsida; Solanales; Solanaceae. The record is from RefSeq and is a predicted model, not a curated record. Gene Ontology annotation, cellular component: plasma membrane.
AUCCUUUGUUCACUUAUUUAACAAUGUUAAAAGCUCACUUGAAACACAAUUACCCUGCUAUUAACAAUGCAGUACAAGAAAUGAUCUCAAAAAAUAAGUUAAAAGGAAGACAUAGUUUAACCACUGUUAUCGAUAAUGACUGCUUAAUAUUCCCAUCAAGUUAGGUUUUUUUUCACUGUUAGAGCUAGUAGGUUUGAAAUUUUUGCUAUAUAUAAUCAAGAACAAUUAUGACUUAAAAUGUACUGCAAAGGGACAGUUUUGCCUAGAGUGAACUCACUAAUCAGAACUGAUAAUAUAUCCCACCUAGGAAAAGACUGCUUAGCUAUUGUGUUUAAAUGUCCCAUUUCUCUUCCCCUUUCUCAACUUGAUGGCCCUUUGAAAGGUACCAAAAUAGGUGAGAGAGAAUUAUAGAGUGGAAGUGAAAAAAUAAUAUUAUGGCAUAAAGCACCCAACAACCAUUAGGUGUGGCAUCAUCAUGAUCAGCUAAAAUUCCCUCUCUUUUAAUACUCAUAAGUUCAUUCUUUUAGAAGAAAAAAAACAUAAGAUCCUUAAACAUCAGAUAUACUAUACUAAGGAUGUUUCACAAAAAAUUAUCCUUAAACAAACUCUUAUUUCCUCUAGCAAAGUUAACUUUUUUCGCAGUCGUCUUGUCUUCUGUUUUGCCUCAUGCAGAUGCUUUUGAUCCAUUGGAUCCAUUUGGUAAUAUCACAAUAAAAUGGGAUGUCAUGUCUUGGACACCAGAUGGCUAUGUGGCUGUUGUAACGAUGAAUAAUUUUCAAAUGUAUCGGCAUAUUAUGAGCCCUGGAUGGACUUUAGGAUGGAACUGGCCAAAGAAAGAAGUGAUAUGGUCCAUUGUGGGAUCACAAACAACAGAGCAAGGUGAUUGUUCUAAGUUUAAAGGAAAUGUACCACAUUGCUGCAAGAGGGAUCCUGUACUUGUGGACUUGCUUCCUGGAGUUCCUUACAACCAACAGUUCAGCAACUGCUGUAAAGGUGGUGUUCUCGCGUCUUGGGGCGAAGAUCCUUCUGAGUCGGUAUCUUCCUUUCAGAUUAGUGUUGGACUUGCUGGAACAUCAAACAAGACAGUAAAACUACCGAAGAAUUUCACUCUGCUUGGUCCAGGACCAGGCUACACUUGUGGCCCUGCAAAGAUAGUUCCAUCCACAGUUUUCCUCACUGCAGAUCAUAGGCGAAAAACUCAAGCAUUGAUGACAUGGAAUGUGACAUGCACCUAUUCACAGUUUCUGUCAUCGAAGUACCCGAGUUGUUGUGUUUCUUUCUCAACUUUCUACAACGACACCAUCACUCCUUGCCCGUCUUGUGCUUGUGGUUGCAACCAUAAACACAACUGCAUCAUGGGAGACUCCGAAAAACUGAAAAGAAAGGGAAUUAACACUCCAAGAAAGAAUAAUGAACCACUACUGCAAUGCACCCAUCACAUGUGCCCAAUACGUGUGCAUUGGCAUGUAAAGCUCAAUUACAAGGAUUAUUGGCGAGUCAAAAUUGCUAUCACUAACUUCAAUUACAGGCAGAACCAUACACAUUGGACACUUGUGGCACAACAUCCCAAUCUCAACAAUGUCACUCAAGUUUUCAGCUUCGACUACAAGCCUCUCGUGCCCUACCAAUCCAUUAAUGACACUGGCAUGUUCUAUGGUAUGAAAUUUUACAAUGAUCUCUUGAUGGAAGCUGGACCUUCGGGGAACGUUCAGUCUGAGGUGCUUAUGCAAAAGGAUAAGAAUACAUUCACACUGAAGUCAGGAUGGGGAUUUCCCCGGAGAGUCUACUUUAAUGGAGAUGAAUGCAAACUUCCACCACCAGAUUCAUACCCAAUUUUACCCAACUCUGCUGAAAAAGGACCAUUUUCAUUUUCAAACACUGCAAUUUGCACUAUUUUGAUGAUUUUCCUCACUUGGUAAUGGAUAAAACCAUUUGAUGGCAGCAACAUAUAUUCUACUGGUGCUUCUGAUGACAUUUAGAUUGUCUUCCAUCAACAAGAGUUUGCUUAGGUUGUUAUAUAUUGUAUGCAUGCAGAGAGAAUAGUGAAAUGGAAACUUGUUCAUUUUAUUGUAUAACUAGAGAUAAAAUUUUCCUUAUAUAUAAGAUUUUUGUUUUCAUAUAUAAGAAGUUCUCUGAAGAAUACUCAAUAGAGUACAUCAAAAUU